Populus nigra (black poplar) is the source of this 1599-nucleotide messenger RNA. RefSeq lists its product as uncharacterized. The record is from RefSeq and is a predicted model, not a curated record. Gene Ontology annotation, biological process: regulation of DNA-templated transcription. The transcript is spliced from 9 exons. Lineage: Eukaryota; Viridiplantae; Streptophyta; Magnoliopsida; Malpighiales; Salicaceae. Bases 73 to 1299 code for a protein of 408 amino acids. Gene Ontology annotation, cellular component: nucleus.
AAAUAUCCCAACUUUAAUAAUAUCUUCCUCUUUUAACAAAAUUGAAGAAACCCUAACCCUAGAAUUGCAGUCAUGGCGUCCAGAAAGAAACAAUUAGAAGGAAUCGCAUUACUCUCAAUGUACAACGACGACGACGAAGAAGACGAUGAAGAAAUGGAAGAUCUCCAUUACCAACAACCACACAACGACAUGGAGGAAGAUGCUCCGAACGAUGAUAACGCCAUGGCUACCGAAGCAGAAGCAGCUGCCUAUUGUCGAAAUUCAACUCCCAAAGGAGGACUUUUACGGCCUUUGAAGCCGCAGCAGCAAGGAGGGACUAUUAAUUUGGAAACAAAAAGAAGUAACAGGAGAGGGAGGCUUGCUAUUGUUGAUUAUGGCCACGAUGAAGUUGCUAUGUCCCCUGAACCCGAGGAAGGGGAGUUUGAAGAGAAGCUUCAAAGUGUCAAUGGUGUUAUCCAAGAAAAAUCUUCUCCAGGAACUGCUCAUUUUUUAUCUCCCAGUUUUCAAGCAACUCCACAAUCAUUUGAAAAUUUAGGACCAUCACAGCUUGAUGAAAUAAAUGAUACCACUAAUGAAUCGGAAGCUGUCAACACCGAAGGUGCUAAUGAGGUUCCUGCAGAGGGUGUUAAUCCAUUUGAUAAAUUUCUUCCUCCACCACCAAAAGAGAAGUGCCCGGAGGAGUUGCAAAAAAAAAUUGAUAAAUUUCUUGCUUUGAAGAAAAUUGGGAGAAGCUUCAAUGCAGAAGUCUGCAAUAAGAAGGAUUAUAGGAACCCUGACUUCUUACUGCAUGCUGUGAGGUAUCAAGUUAUUGAUGAGAUAGGAUCUUGCUUCAGUAAAGAUGUAUUUGACCCUCAUGGAUAUGACCAAAGCGACUACUAUCUUGAGCUAGAGGUUGGCAUGAGGCGUGAAAGGGAGAGGAAGGAGCAAGAGUUGAAGAGAAGUACAAAGGUCGAAUUUGUUAUGGGGGGGACUCAGCCUGGAGUGGUUGUACCUCCAACAAAGUUCAGUAUGCCUAUUCCAGUUGUCACCGCUAGUGGGAUGCGUCCAUCUUCAAAUGCAGCUGAUGCAGCUCCUUCUGAGGUUAGACAGAACAAGAAGUCAAAAUGGGACAAGGUGGAUGGUGAUGGAAGGAAUUUACUAACUGGUGGACAGGAUUCUUUAGCUGCAGCAGCGGCAGCUCAAGCAGCACUAUUAUCUGCAGCUAAUGUUGGUUCUGGAUACACAGGUUUUGUGCAGCAGAAACGGCGAGAGGCAGAAGAAAAAAGAUCUGGAGAACGGAAGUUGGAAAGGAGAUCUUGAGCAUUUUGUCAUACGCUUCUGCAAUGAAUUCAGGAUAUACCAUUUUGGGGAUGGACGAAAUUGCUCUGGCUUGAAGUGUAAUAUAGCUUAUAGCAUGAGGUCAACCUCUUCUGCUUGCUGUGCACGUGUAUGUGAUCAGCUGGCUGGUUUUUGCAGUGAGCAAACCAUGGUUAUAAAACACGCCCAGCCUCGUUGGCUUUUUUUUUUUAUCUUUUUCAGUUCAAUGUUGAAUUGAAACGAAACAAUGUUCAACUUGUGUCCUGGGUAAUGAAAUUGGUGGUAGGAUGAAUAUUAUGUUCA